Messenger RNA from Carcharodon carcharias (great white shark), 2474 nucleotides. It is a transcript of the gene usp39, whose product is annotated as ubiquitin specific peptidase 39. NCBI's taxonomy places the organism in Eukaryota, Metazoa, Chordata, Chondrichthyes, Lamniformes, Lamnidae. Bases 93 to 1604 code for a protein of 503 amino acids. Gene Ontology annotation, molecular function: cysteine-type deubiquitinase activity; zinc ion binding. The transcript is spliced from 13 exons. Gene Ontology annotation, biological process: mRNA processing; spliceosomal complex assembly; protein deubiquitination. The record is from RefSeq and is a predicted model, not a curated record.
AUUUAUGUCAAUGAUUGGAGGGUUCCCAGCGCUUGCGCAGAACCUCCGGGGAAGCAGGUGGUCGGCCACCCAGUGGCCCGGGACGGUCGGUGAUGGCGGCGGCGAAGCGGCAGCUGGAGCCCGAAAGCGGGGAUGAGGCCGACUCGGACCAAGCGCCCUCAAAGGUGGCAAGAGUUCACGCUCAGGAGGAGGAGGAUGACCGAAGCAGACACUGCCCCUAUCUGGACACUAUCAACCGGAGUGUGCUGGAUUUUGAUUUUGAAAAGCUGUGCUCAGUCUCCCUUUCUCACAUCAAUGUCUACGCUUGUCUGGUUUGUGGCAAAUACUUUCAAGGACGAGGCCUGAAGUCAUACGCCAACAUUCAUAGUGUUCAGGUUGGACAUCACGUCUUUCUGAACCUGCACACGCUGAAGUUCUACUGCCUACCGGACAAUUACGAAAUCAUUGACUCCUCCCUCGAGGACAUCACGUAUGUACUGAAGCCAACUUUCACGAAGCAACACAUUGCAAACCUGGACAAACAGUCGAAACUGUCGCGGGCUUACGAUGGGACCACCUAUCUGCCAGGAAUUGUCGGACUGAACAACAUCAAGGCCAAUGACUAUGCUAAUGUGGUGUUACAGGCCUUGUCCAAUGUGCCUCCACUACGGAACUACUUCUUAGAGGAAGAGAACUACAAGGAUAUCAAACGGCCUCCAGGAGAUAUCAUGUUCCUGCUGGUGCAGAGAUUUGGAGAGUUAAUGAGAAAGCUCAGGAACCCCAGGAACUUCAAGGCUCAUGUUUCCCCACAUGAGAUGUUGCAGGCUGUAGUUUUAUGCAGCAAGAAACGUUUCCAGAUUACCAAACAGGGUGAUGCUGUCGACUUCCUGUCUUGGUUCCUGAAUGCACUCCAUAUGGCGUUAGGCGGGAAUAAGAAGAAAAAGACCAUCAUCAACAGUGUGUUCCAGGGAUCCAUGCGGAUAUUCACAAAGAAGUUGCCUCCACCAGACCUGACACCGGAGGAGAAAGAGCAACUGCUGGAAAUGGAGGAGUUCAAGGAAUCGAUGACAGAGUCCACUUUCUUAUACUUAACACUCGACCUUCCCACAGCCCCUCUGUACAAAGAUGAGAAGGAACAGCUGAUCAUUCCGCAGGUCCCACUCUUCAACAUCUUGGCAAAGUUCAACGGCAUCACAGAGAAGGAGUAUAAAACCUACAAGGAGAAUUUCCUGAAGCGGUUCCAGCUGACCAAGCUCCCACCUUACCUCAUUUUCUACAUCAAGAGAUUCACAAAGAAUAACUUCUUCAUAGAGAAGAACCCCACCAUUGUCAAUUUCCCAAUCACCAAUGUUGAUCUAAGAGAAUACCUGUCUGAGGAGGUCCAGGCCAUCCACAAACACACUACCUAUGACCUGAUUGGUAAUGUGGUACAUGAUGGGAAGCCGGGUGAGGGAGCGUAUCGGGUCCACGUGCUACAUCAUGGCACAGGGAAGUGGUAUGAGCUACAGGAUCUACAAGUAUCUGACAUCUUGCCACAAAUGAUUACCCUUUCUGAGGCCUACAUUCAGAUCUGGAAGAGACGUGAGGACAGUGAUGAAAGUCUGCCUAGUCAGAAAGGAGCAUGAACUGGGGCUGGGGGACAAGAUUGUGAAUGAUAGGCACUUUACCCAUGUUAAGUGGGUGGACCUGAAAGAACCCAGCAAUAUUUAAAACAAAGUCUGACAGUAGGUUGUAAACUGAAGUGUUUGGAAAGUGUGGAUGACACUGAGGUCACGUUGUGUGCAGACUGUGUACCCACCUCAUGACAAUUCCAAAUCUGCAACACCUCCAUUACUGACAUGUAAAGGUUUACAGUAACUACAGGAAAAUAUUCAAUGAAUAUUUUCGUGGGAAGAUUCUGGUUUGGAGGAACGCUAAACAAAAGCAGAGGUCCUCUGAUUCGCCUGGGAAUGGCACCAGCCUGAUUUAAACACCUCCCUGCUCGUCUCAUCUUUGCCCGUGUAUUCUGCUUGUGGAGCUCUGGGCAGAAUUAUUUCUACAGGACGUCACAAUUCUCAAUGUGUUUUUGUUAUCAUCUUGCUCCCUUUUUAUUCAAGUGUAGACAGCAUUUUACAUUCUGGCUGCCGCUGCAUCAUCAGGUGCUGGGAGCAGAGAGCAACUUUCCAGUUUUGUUUUAGAUUGUUGACAUUUUUGUGUAAAAAAUCCAUCUGUCAUACUCUCUCUCUGUCAUGUUGUACAGAGCUCUGGUAAAGCAGAGUCUGGCAAACAAAACCUUUUGGAAUAGCCUGCCUUUUCCUGAAUGUCAGAACGGUGAAGAAGGGCAACCUCAGGAUUCAAUUUUAUUCACAUUAGGGAGUUUGGAAUAAUUCCUCUUGAUGGUAUGGUUUUGGAAAAUUAUAUAAGUAAAAUAUUUCACUUGUGGCCUGCUUCCCCCAUUAUUUUCAGCAUUGAUUACUAUGUCUCAGUUAGGGUUAAUAAAAUUCUCCUUGGAAAAA